Molecule: messenger RNA, 474 nt
Organism: Brassica napus (rape)
Lineage: Eukaryota; Viridiplantae; Streptophyta; Magnoliopsida; Brassicales; Brassicaceae
Product: cytochrome P450 705A22-like
Exons: 1
Coding region: 1-474 (157 amino acids)
Cellular component (GO): membrane
Molecular function (GO): heme binding; oxidoreductase activity, acting on paired donors, with incorporation or reduction of molecular oxygen, NAD(P)H as one donor, and incorporation of one atom of oxygen; iron ion binding
Source: RefSeq, a predicted model, not a curated record
AUGACUCUUGUUUCAACAAUGAUCAACUUCGAGUUCCAAAACUCUUUCAUUUUUUUCCUCUUAUCCUUCUUCUCACUCCUCUGUUUCCUUGGCUUCUUCUUCUUCAAGAAACCAAAGGUUGAUUUGGAAUCGCCUCCGAGCCCUCCUUCUCUGCCAAUCAUCGGCCAUCUUCACCUUUUUCUAUCUCCUCUAAUCCACAAAUGCUUUCAGAAAAUCUCAUCCAAGUAUGGACCUUACCUCCAUCUCCGCAUCUUCCACCUCCCCAUUGUUCUCGUCUCAUCCGCCUCAAUGGCCAGCGAGAUCUUUAAGGCCCAUGAUGUGAAUAUAUCGUCCUGUGACCUCCCUCCAAUCGACGAGUCCCUCUUUUUCGGGGAAACUGGAUUCUUCUCUGCUCCCCAUGGAGAUUACUGGAAGUUCAUGAAGAAACUUCUCGUCACAAAGCCUCUUGGACCACACGCAAUCGAGCGGUUAUGA